CCGAGAGCGGAUACGAAGGAAGCAAGAAGGGUUGUUUGCUUCGUCUGCUCCACUGACAUCCAUUGGUGGUUGCUGUGUCGCACACCUUCACGCGCAGCACCGACAACCCCUUCCCCCUUUUGCCUUCGGGUUCCUGUGGUGAGAUCACUCACAGAGCGAGUGAGACAAGGCAGAGAAACAGCUACGCUUAGCAGUCAUCGUUGUUGUUUGUGUCAAGCAAGUCAGAGAGAGCACAUUCAGCAUACGGAUCGACGACCAUGAGCACCACGGUGGAGGGUGCAGAAACGGCUGCAGACCAGGCUGUUGUCACCAGCGUGCAGCAGGCCGUGAUUGAAUCUGUUGCUCUUCACACUCCAGCGUCCAUCAACACCGUCAAGCAGGCCGUUGAAGCCGCAAACCCUCAGAUUGCCAGGCUAUGCGUGGACACGCAAGUGUUUGCGCUGACAGUCUCUGCGCGGCCAGUCGGCGAAGAAAGUGAAGAACUUGAGGAGUCUACCUCAUCGGCCUGGGAUGUGUCCGUUCACGCCGGGAUCCACUUUGUGCCGCGAUCAAAGCCGGUCAUCUUCCUCAAGGACAGCCCAACGCUGACGGCUGCCAAGCCCAUUUCGGAGCAGCUCCGCGUCAUUGCGCCGCUCAGUGGCCCGGGCACACAGCCGUUUGCGAGCUUGCACGGGCUCGUGCAACACGUGCUGUCGCCUCUGCUCGCCGGCGUCCUCGAGGCAGAGCAAGCACAGGAACAGUCAGGCGUGCGCGGACUGAAGAAGUCUGUGAAGGACCUUGAGCUGUCGCUGCUUCAGCUGCAGCAAGACGUGCACAUCCCCCGCGUUGUCCUCACGCCCCAUCCGGCGAUUCGCGAGGUGCUCGAGCGCGCUGAACGCGAGAACAGGAAGCCAUCCAUCCAUGACUUUGAGGACAGGCUGGAGGACCCUAAGUUUCUCGAUGCGCUCUCCAAGACGCUCGCCCGCUGGACACGCGAAAUCCAGCAGGUGACGAAGCUUGAGCGGGACCCGUCGACGGGGAGUGCCAUGCAAGAGGUGUCGUUCUGGCGCAACCUGGGCACGGCGCUGCAGGCAAUCAAGAAGCAGCGCGAAAGCCCCGCCGUCACACUCACCAUCGGCAUCCUCCAGCACGGCCGCAGAUUCCACGCUACAAUGAGCUUUGACCAGGACAGCGGGCUGGAUGCGAAGAUCAAGCUUGUCAACGACUACAACGAACUCAUGCAUGGUUUUCCCGCCAAAGACUUGCUGGCGGCGUCCGAUACGGAGCAGCUGCGCCAGGCCCUUGUCACCAUCUUCUCCCAUCUCAAGCGCAUCCGCAAGACAAAAUAUCCUGUGAAACGCUGUCAGAAUUUGAUCCUGGCCAUCUCCCGUGACAUGGCCGCACAGCUCACAGCCAUCCUCUCAAACCUCGAGCUCAUGCACAUGAGCUAUGCCGACUUUGACCGCACGAUCCACGGCUGCUCGCGCCUCUUCAAGACGUGGGAGGAGGAGGUUGAGCGCUUCCGCACACAGCUGCGCAUGCAACUGCGCCAGAACCCGGACCCGAACAUGCGCACCCUCAAGAUCCUGCACCCCGAGCACCGGCCCCUGCAGGAGCGCAUCGAGGAGCUCCGCAAGUUCCGUGCGUCCCACGAGCAGCUGCGCAAUGUGAUUGAGCGCGUGUUGCGGGCGCCUGCGCCUGGCGAGGCCGUCACAGGUUCCCUGGAUGCCCAGGACGUGCAGGCUGUGAAGGACGUCGAUUCCGCCUACAACAUGAUGAAAGACAUUGACGCGCUCGACCUGUCGGACCAGGGCGCCAGGCUCUGGAGCACACGCCUCCAAGCGUACCACGACCGGAUUGCGCUGGUUGAGGCGCGGGUGUCAUCGAAGCUACGCGACCAGCUUGGUGCUGCGCGCUCAGCCAAUGACAUGUUCCGCAUCCUCUCCCGCUACGAGACGCUCGUCAACCGCAAGAACAUCAAGAGCGAGAUCAAGAGCCACAGCGGGCAGCUGCUCUCCCGCGUGCUGACAGACAUUGACAAGCUGCACCACAAGUUUGCGGUGGAGUUUGAGGCGACCACCAACGCCCGCCUGAGCAAGGCCCGCGACGUGCCGCCCGUCUCCGCCAAGAUUGUGUGGAUCAAGCAGUUUGAGCACAAGCUCGACCUGUACCUCUCGCGCGUGGACAACGUGCUUGGCAUUGGCUGGGACAAGCUGCCGGAGGGCAAGAAGCUCCGGCGGUCCGCAGAGGAGCUGCGCGCCAAGCUCGACCACGAUGCCGUGUUCAACCACUGGCAGGAGCAGGCAGCCAAGCUCGAGCACUCGUCCUCCACCACCAAGGCCCUUGGCGUUGUGCAGAACAAGGCAGGGAAGCUGGAGCUGGUGGUGGACGUGCCACGCGUCGCCAUCGAGGCCAACAACGAGAGCCGCAACCUGAAGUUCCUGGGCCAUCGCCCGCGCGUCGGGCUUGCGCGCAAGUUCAUGUUCGCGCGCACGUCGUACUCGUUCUGCAUGUCGCUGGACGGCAGCGUGCGCACGUACAAGCACACGCUGGCCAAGCUUGCUGACGCGCCCAAGCUCAAGCCGCUGGUGGCCAAGUACCACGACCGCAUCCACCGGCUGCUGCACGACCACAUUGACCUGACGUGGGGCGACCACCGCGUCGAGCGCUUUGUGGGCGAUCUGGCCGAGAACACGCACAUCUUCCAGGAGAAGGUGGACAGCGUCAUCGCCGCAGACAGGCACAUCCAGAAACAGGUGGCCGAGCUCGACACGUGCGCGCUGAGCAAGGUGACGCUGUCGCAGGUACUGGACGCGGUGCAGGCCGUGGUGGAUGACCUUGACCGCCAGGCGUUCAGCCACUUGUCGACGUGGGUGCGUGACGUCGACGACCGCAUCAGCGACAAGCUGGAGGACCGCCUGCGCGAGGCCAUGGCCCGCUGGACCAAGGCGCUCAACGAGUACGACCUGGUGCUGCCGCCCGGCGCCGCCAUGGACGUGAUCCACGAGCACCGCCGCAUCAUCAAGCGCAUCCCGCUGGAGAUUCUCAUCCACAACCAGAUGCUGGUGGUGCACCCGCCCCCGGAGGCCGCCCGCGAGGCGCUGUUGCAGCAGCUGCAGCAGUACCUGGUGGUCAUCACCAGCCUGCCGCGCAUCCGCACGUCCAACCACGAGCUGCAGCCGACGCACACGGCGCGCUCGUCAAGCUCCUACUGCGGGCUGCUUGCACGCAUGGCUGACGGCAACCAGCACCUGCUCAGCGCGUACUCUGCGAUUGAGGCGCGCGUGGCCGCCAUUGAGGAGUACGUGCAGGUGUGGAUCCAGUACCAGGCGCUGUGGGACAUGCAGACGGACAGCAUCGUGGCCGCGCUCGGCGACGACCUGAACAUGUGGAACCAGCUGCUGGUGGACAUCAAGAAGGCGCGGCGCACGUUUGACACGGCCGAGACGUCCAAGGCGUUUGGCCCCGUGGAGGUCAACUACGGGCAGGUGCAGGCGCGCGUGAUUAUGAAGUACGAUGCCCUGCACCGUGACAUGCUCAACAAGUUUGGCAGCAAGAUGGCCAACAAGAUGCGCCGCUUCUUCGAGAGCGUGGGCGAGUCGCGCCAGGCGCUGGAGAAGGUGACGCUGGAGGGCGUGAGCACGGCGGACGCCGUGGCGUGCAUCAAGACGCUGGGCGAGAUGAAGCGCCGCCGCAAGCUGUGGAUGCACGAUCUGGAGCAGUUUACGGCCGGACAGAAGAUUCUGGAGCGCCAGCGGUACCAGUUCCCGCGCGACUGGCUGUACCUGGACAACGUCGAGGGCGAGUGGGAGGCGUUCAACGAGAUCCUGAACAAGAAGGAUGGCGUGGUGCAGGGCCAGCUUGUGCCGCUGCAGAUGAAGGUGGUGAGCGAGGACCGCGCCAUGGAGACGCGCGUGGCGUCGCUGCUUGAUGACUGGGCGAAGAACAAGCCCGUGGGCGGCACCGUUCGCCCGGACGCCGCCGUCAACACGCUUGCCAUCUACGAGGCGCGCUUUGACAAGCUCAAGGCCGAGUUUGACUCGCUCACGGAGGCGAAGGUUGCGCUCGACCUGCCCGUCGCCCGCGACGACCGCCUGGCGCAGAGCCUGCACGAGCUGCACGAGCUGCAGAGCAGCUGGUCCGAGCUGUCGCAGAUCUGGGAGCGCAUCAACGACCUGAAGCAGAUUCCGUGGUCGGCGGUGGUGCCGCGCAAGCUCCGCGGAGCCCUGGAGGACCUGGUGAAGGACCUGAAGAACCUGCCCAUGGGCGUGCGGGAGUACGAGUCGUACGAGUACACCAUGUCGCAGGUGAAGAGCUACGUCAAGGCGAACAAGCACAUUGUGGACCUCAAGUCCGAUGCGCUCAAGGACCGCCACUGGCGCAAGCUCAUCCAGCUGCUUGGCGUGGACUGGGUUGUCACGGACAUGGUGCUCGGCAAUGUAUGGGAGGUGGAUCUGGACCGCCAUGCAAAGGCCGUACAAGAGGUCAUGGGCCAGGCACAGGGUGAGAUGGGACUUGAAGAGUAUCUGCGGCAGGUGAAGGAGCUGUGGGCGGGCUUUGAGCUUGACCUCGUCGACUACCAGCACAAGACGUAUCUGAUUCGCGGGUGGGACGACCUGUUCAACCAGCUCAAGGAGCACAUCACGUCCAUGGAGGCCAUGCGCAUGUCGCCCUACUUUGCUGCGUUUGAGGAGGAGGCGACCACGUGGUACGACAAGCUCAACAAGAUGUUCACCAUCUACGACGUGUGGAUGGACGUGCAGCGCCAGUGGGUGUACCUCGAGGGCAUCUUCACCGGCAGCGCUGACAUCAAGCACCUCCUCCCCAACGAAACCUCUCGCUUCCAAACCAUCAGUGCGGAGUUUCUUGGGCUGAUGAAGCGCGUGCAGCAGACGCGCAUGGCAAUUGACGUGCUUAACAUCCCCGAUGGCCAGAAGUCGCUUGAGCGCCUGGCAGACCUGCUUGGCAAGAUCCAGAAGGCGCUGGGCGAGUAUCUGGAGCGGGAGCGGCAGGCGUUCCCGCGCUUCUACUUUGUUGGCGACGAGGACCUGCUGGAGAUUAUCGGCAACUCGAAGAACAUUGACCGCAUGCAGAAGCACUUUAUCAAGAUGUUUGCGGGCGUGCAGACCAUCACCCUCAACGACGACCAGAGCUUGGUCACGGGCAUCAGCUCCAAGGAGGGCGAGUUCGUGCCCUUUGUGCAGCCCGUGACGUGCAAGGACGUCAAGAUCAACGUGUGGCUGACGCAGGUGCAGGAGCAGAUGCGCGUGUCGCUGGCCACCAGCCUGAACAAGGCCGUCACAGACCUGCGCGCCAUGAGCGAGGACAAGUUCGACUUUGCCGCGUACAAGGCGUGGCUGGACACGUACCAGGCGCAGCUGGUUGUGCUCGCGGCGCAAAUCAACUGGAGCGAGCGCGUGGAGGCUGCGCUGGAGCAGGGCGGCGGUGCACAGCACCUGCAGCCGGUCAUCGACCACGUCAACGAGGUGCUGUCUGCGCUCGCCGACACGGUCCUGCAGUACCAGCCUCCGAUUCUGCGCAAGAAGCUGGAGCACACCAUCACGGAGCUCGUGCACCAGCGCGACGUGACGCGUGAGCUCGUGGCCACGGGCGCAACCAGCCCGCAGGACUUUGAGUGGCUCAAGUACAUGCGCUUCUACUUCAACCCGCGCGAAGAGAACGUGCUGCAGCAGCUCACCAUCUGCAUGGCCAACACGCGCACCUUCUACGGGUUUGAGUACCUGGGGCUCGUGGACAAGCUUGUGCAGACGCCGCUCACGGACCGCUGCUUCCUCACCAUGAUGCAGGCGCUGGACAUGAAGCAGGGCGGCAGCCCCUUUGGCCCCGCAGGCACGGGCAAGACGGAGUCUGUCAAGGCGCUCGGCGCGCAGCUGGGCCGCUUCGUGCUGGUGUUCAACUGCGAUGAGACGUUUGACUUCCACGCCAUGGGCCGCAUCUUCGUCGGUCUGUGCCAGGUGGGCGCGUGGGGCUGCUUUGACGAGUUCAACCGCCUGGAGGAGCGCAUGCUCUCUGCGGUGUCGCAGCAGAUCCAGACCAUCCAGCUCACCCUCAAGGACGCCGCUCCAGGCACCACACCAACCACGGACCUGCUGGGCCGCACGGUGACAGUGAGCCCGAGCAUGGCCAUCUUCAUCACCAUGAACCCGGGCUACGCGGGCCGCUCCAACCUCCCGGACAACCUCAAGAAGCUCUUCCGCCCACUGGCCAUGACCAAGCCGGACAGGCAGCUGAUUGCCCAGGUCAUGCUCUUCUCGCAGGGGUUCCGCACCGCGGAGCAGCUCUCGCGCAAGAUUGUGCCGCUGUUCAUCCUGUGCCAGGAGCAGCUCUCCGCGCAGUCGCACUACGACUUUGGCCUGCGCUCCCUCAAGGCCGUGCUCGUCAGCGCGGGCAACAUCAAGCGGCAGCACCUGGAGGACCUGCGGGCGAAGAUGCAGCAGCAGGAGGGCGGCGGCGACGAGCAGCAGGAGCGCGACCUGGCCGCGGCCAUCGACGAGCAGGAGGUGCUGAUCCAGAGCGUGACCCAGACCAUGGUGCCCAAGCUUGUGGCGGACGACCUGCCUUUGCUGGACAGCCUGCUGAGCGACGUGUUCCCCGGGGUGCAGCCGCCGGCGCUGCCGCUCGCUGACCUGAAGAAGGCCAUCGAGGAGGUGUGCGCAGACUGGCACUACGUGCUGAGCGACAUGUUCAUGAUGAAGAUCCUUCAAGUGUACCAGGUGUCGUGCCUGCAGCACGGGCUCAUGCUGGUUGGCCCCUCUGGCAGCGGCAAGUCUGCGGCGUGGAAGGUUCUGAAGGAGGCCCUGCAGCGCAUGGAGAAGGCGGAGGUGUUCACGCACGUGAUUGACCCCAAGGCAAUCACCAAGGACGAGCUGUAUGGCACGCUGGACCCGACCACGCGCGAGUGGACGGAUGGCAUCUUCACCCACGUCGUGCGCAAGAUCUACGACAACCAGCGCAACGAGCAGGACCAUCGCCAGUGGAUUGUGCUUGACGGCGACGUGGACCCAGAGUGGGUGGAGAACUUGAACAGCGUGCUGGACGACAACAAGCUGCUGACGCUGCCCAACGGCGAGCGGCUCAGCCUGCCACCGUGCCUGCGCAUCAUGUUUGAGGUGAAGGACCUGAAGCACGCCACGCUUGCCACCGUCUCGCGGUGCGGUAUGGUGUGGUUCAGCGAGGACGUUGUGACGAUUGACAUGUACUUUGAGCGCUACCUCGGGCGCCUCGCCACAACGCCGUUCCCCGCAGAGGCCGCAGACGCCCUCAAGCCAAACGACAUGCUGGAGAUCCAGCAGGGCGUUGCGGAGGUGCUGUCGCCCUAUUUGAGCGAUGGUGGACUGGCCAUGACGGCGAUUGACUACGCACGGGACCUGUUCCACAUUAUGGAGUUUUCCAACAUGCGCAGCGUCAACUCGUUCCUGUCCAUGCUCAACUUCAUCCCGCGCGCCAUUGCCGGUUACAAUGCAUCGCACCCCGACUUCCCCAUGACACCCGAGCAGGUGCGCGCGUACACGGAGAAGCGGCUCGUGUUUGCACUGCUGUGGGCGCUGGUUGGCGACAGCAAGGGCACGGUGCGCUCUGAGUUUAGCGAGUGGGUGCGCGAGCAAGUGGCUGGCGGCAUGGACCUGCCCCAGGGCGACAUCAUGGACUUCGAGGUGCAGCUGCCCGUGGGCACAUGGCAGCCGUGGAAGGACAAGGUACCGCGCAUUGAGAUUGACAACAAGAAAAUCUCCGGCACGGACGUGGUCGUGCCCACCCUGGACACGGUGCGCCACGAGGACGUGCUGUACACGUGGCUCAAGGAGCACCUGCCGAUUGUGUUGUGCGGCCCGCCGGGCUCCGGCAAGACCAUGACGCUGUUCAGCGCGCUGCGCGCGCUGCCGCACUUUGAGGUGGCCGGUCUCAACUUCAGCAGCAGCACGACGCCCGAGCUGAUUAUGAAGACGUUUGAGCAGUACUGCGAGUACCGCAACACACCCAACGGGAUUGUGCUUGCGCCCGCGCAGCUCAACAAGUGGCUGGUCAUCUUCAUGGACGAGUGCAACCUGCCCGCGCCAGACACGUACGAGACGGUGCGCGUGGUGACGUUUAUCCGGCAGAUGGUGGAGCAGGGCGGCUUCUGGCGCACGGAGGACUUCAAGUGGGUGCGCCUCGACCGCAUCCAGUUUGUUGGCGCGUGCAACCCGCCGACGGACCCUGGCCGCGUGCCGCUUGACCAGCGCCUGCUGUGCCACGUGCCCGUGGUGUACGUGGACUACCCCGGCGCGGAGUCCCUGCGCCAGAUUUACGGCACGUUCAACCGCGCCAUGCUGGGCCUGCAGCCGAGCCUGAAGACGCACGCGGACGCGCUGACGGACGCCAUGGUGGACUUUUUCACGCAGACGUCGCAGCGGUUCACGGCCGACAUGCAGCCGCACUACAUCUACUCCCCGCGUGAGAUGACGCGCUGGGUGAAGGGCAUUGCGGAGGCGAUUGAGCCCCUGCCCUCGCUGGACCUGGACGGGCUGGUGCGGCUGUGGGCGCACGAGGCGCUGCGGCUGUUCCAGGACCGCCUGGUCGGCGACGACGAGCGGCAGUGGACGGAGGAGCAGAUUGACGCCGUUGCGCGCAAGCACUUUGCCGGGCUGAACCACGUGCAGGCGCUGCAGCGGCCCAUCCUGUACAGCAACUGGCUCUCGCGCGACUACGUGCCCGUGGAGCAGGAGGAGCUGCGGGACUUUGUGCAGGCGCGCCUGAAGGUUUUUUACGAGGAAGAGCUUGACGCGCAGCUGGUGCUGUUUGACGAGGUGCUGGACCACGUGCUGCGCAUCGACCGCGUGUUCCGCCAGAACCAGGGCCACAUGCUGCUCAUUGGCAUGCCGGGCGCGGGCAAGACGACGCUUGCGCGGUUUGUGGCGUGGAUGAACGGCCUGAGCGUGUUCCAGGUGAAGGUGCACAAGAACUACGACGCGGAGGCGUUUGACGAGGACCUGCGGCACGUGCUGCGGCGCGCGGGCACGCUCGGCGAGAAGAUUGUGUUUAUCAUGGACGAGGGCAACGUGAUGGACACGGCGUUCCUGGAGCGCAUGAACACGCUGCUGGCCAACGGCGAGGUGCCGGGCCUGUUUGAAGGGGACGAGUACACGACGCUGAUGAACCAGUGCAAGGAGGGCGCGCAGCGGGACGGCCUGGUGCUGGAGGGCAACGACGAGCUCUACCGCUGGUUCUCGCUGCAGGUCAUGAACAACCUGCACGUGGUCUUCACCAUGAACCCGAGCGAGGGCGGGCUGCAGGAGCGCGCGUCCACCUCCCCCGCCCUCUUCAACCGCUGCGUGCUCAACUGGUUUGGCGACUGGUCCGACCACGCCGUGUACCAGGUUGGCUACGAGCUCACGGCGCAGGUGGACCUGGAGCGGCCGGGGUACCUUGCCCCGCCAACCCUGCCCGCGGUUGCGUACGACUGCCUGCCGUCGCCCAUCGACCACCGCGCAGCCGUGAUCAACGCGUGCGUGUACGUGCACAAGUCGACGCGGCAGGCGGCGAGGCGGCUGCUGAAGCGGGAGGGCCGCAGCACGGUGAUCACGCCGCGCCACUUUCUCGAGUUUGUGCAGCAGAUUGUGCACGUGUACAACGAGAAGCGCAGCAACCUUGAGGAGCAGCAGCUGCACCUGAACGUGGGGCUGGACAAGAUUGAGCAGACGUUCAAGGCGGUGGAGCAGGAGCAGGCGAAGAUGGCCGAGGAAGAGGUCAAGCUGCGCGAGAUGAACGCGCGCGCCAACGACAAGAUGAAGGAGGUGAUGGUGAACCGGGAGAAGACGCAGGCCAAGCAGGACGAGUCUGCCAAGCUGGAGGCGGAGCUGGUACAGAAGCAGAAGCAGGUGCGGGAGAACAAGGCCGGCGUGGAGGCUGAGCUGGCCGAGGUGGAGCCCGCGGUGAGGGAGGCCAAGACGGCCGUGCAGGGCAUUGAGAAGCGGCACCUGACGGAGCUCAAGGCGCUGGGCAACCCGCCGCAGGCCGUGAAGCUUGCGCUGGAGUCUGUGCUGUGCAUGUUGGGGGAGGCCAACGCGGACUGGAAGUUUAUCCGCAGCUACAUCACGCGCGACGACUUUAUCAGCUCCAUCAUCAACUUCAACCCGGACAGCGUGACGCCCAGGAUCCGCGACACGAUGGAGAAGCGGUACCUGUCCAACCCAGACUACGACGUGGACAAGGCGUUUCGCGCGUCGCAGGCCGCGGGCCCGCUGGUCAAGUGGGCGCGGGCGAUGGUUGGCUAUGCGACGAUGCUGCUGAAGAUUGAGCCCCUGCGCAACGAGCUGCGCAGCCUGACGCAAGAGGCGGAGGCGAUGGCGCAGCAGCACGAGGAGGUGCAGGUCCUGCUCAAGGAGCUUGAGGGCACGCUGGAGGCGCUCACGCUGGAGUACAACGAGCUGCAGAAGGACAUUGGGCGCACGGAGGAGCAGCUGCGCAUCACCAAGUCCAAGGUAGAGCGCAGCAUGAAGCUGCUGGAGAGCCUGAACGACGAGCGCGAGCGGUGGUCCAAGGGCAGCGAGGAGUUUACGCAGCAGAUGGCCACCAUUGCCGGCGACUCGCUGCUGGCCGGCGCGUUCCUGGCGUACGCGGGCUACUUUGACCAGACGUACCGCGCGUCGCUGUUCAAGCUGUGGCGGCGGUGCCUGGAGAACUCCGCCGUCAACUACAAGCGGGACCUGGCCAUUCCAGAGUACCUGUCCACGCCCGACGAGCGGCUGGCGUGGCGCAGCAACGGCCUGCCGGACGACGAGCUGUGCACGGAGAACGCCAUCAUGCUCAAGCGCUCUGUGCGGUACCCACUUGUGAUUGACCCGGCGGGCCAGGCGGUGGCGUUUAUCCUGCAGCAAUACGCGGACGUGAAGAUCCAGCGGACGAGCUUCCUGGACAAGUCGUUCAAGAAGACGCUGGAGAGUGCGCUGCGGUUUGGCACGCCGCUGCUGGUGCAGGACGCGGAGGGCUACGACCCGCUGCUCAACCCCGUGCUCAACCACGAGGUGCGCAAGACGGGCGGGCGCGUGCUGGUGUCGCUCGGGCAGGACGACGGCAUUGACCUGUCGCCGGCGUUCCACAUCAUCCUGACCACGCGCAACUCCACGCACCAGUUCCCCGCAGACCUGUGCAGCCGCGUGACCAUGGUCAACUUCACCGUGACGCGCGGGUCGCUGCAGUCGCAGUGCCUGAACCAGAUGCUGCGGUCCGAGCGGCCGGACGUGGACGCCAAGCGCUCGGAGCAGCUCAAGCUGCAGGGGGCGUUUAGGGCGCAGCUGCGGCGCCUGGAGCGGGACCUGCUCAGCACGCUCAACGAGGUGGGCGGGUCGAUUCUGGACGACGACAAGGUGCUGACGGCGCUGGAGACGCUGAAGCAGCAAGCGGCGGAGGUGGCGCAGAAGGUGCGGGAGAGCGACUCGGUCAUGGCAGAGAUCUCUGCGGUGACGGCGGAGUACCAGCCGCUGGCGCACAAGUGCAGCAACAUCUACUUCACGCUGGAGCAGCUGCACGUGGUGCACUUUUUGUACCGCUACUCGCUGCAGUUUUUCCUCAACAUCUUCCAUGUGGUGCUGAACGAGAACGUGCACCUGACGGGGCUGGACAACCCCGGGGAGCGGCUGCGCAUCAUCACAAAGGACCUGUUCCUCGCCGUGUACACGCGCGUGGCGCCGGGCCUGCUGCACGAGCACCGCAUGUCGUUUGCCGUGACGCUGCUGCGCUUCUACCUGCAGGGCACGCGCGACGAGCUGCCGGAGGACGAGUUUUCGCACCUCUUCUCCAGCGCGGGGGCGCAGGUGGCCGGCGUCACCACCGCCUUUGACUUUUUGCUGUCGGAGACGAUUCGCACGCCGCAGGCGCUGGCCGCGGAGCACCUGAGCAAGUCGCUGCCCAACGCGUUUGCGUCGCUGCUGCAGGACAUCCGCAACAACGAGGCCGCGUUUGUGGAGUGGAUCAACUCGCCCUACCCGGAGCUGGACCGCCCCGAGUACAUGUCGUACACGGAGGGCGUGAGCGACACGGUGCAGGCGUUCCGCCACCUGCUGCUGCUGCGGGCGCUGCGGCCUGACCGCGUGCUGGCCAUGUGCCACGAGCUUGUGGUGGGCGUGUUUGGUGGCUCCUUUGCCAGCAGCGCGGCGGAGGCGGCUGAGCUGCUUGUGAACAGCGUGCUCAAGGAGGUUGACUGCCGCACGCCCCUGCUGCUGUGCGGUGUGCGCGGGUUUGAUGCCUCGUCGAAGGUGCGGGACCUCGCCCUCACGCAGGGCCGCGUCCUGUCCGAGGUGGCCAUCGGCUCUGAGGAGGGCUUCAAGGACGCUGAUCGGCAGAUGUCUGCUGCGGCAAAGGCGGGCAACUGGGUGAUGCUGAAGAACGUGCAUCUGGGGCCAUCCUGGCUCACGACGCUGGAGAAGAAGCUGCUUGGCCUCAACCCACACUCCAACUUCCGCCUGUUCCUCACCACCGAGAUCAACCCCAAGCUUCCGCCCAACCUGCUCAGCGCAGCGCAGGUGUUUGUGUACGAGCCCGCGUCUGGCAUCAAGGCCAGCCUGGUGCGUGCAUUGCAUUCUGUGCCCGAGCAGACGAUGGCACGAGAGCCUGCGGAGCGUGGGCGCGUGCACCUUCUGUUGUGCUGGCUGCAUGCGGUGGUGGUUGAGCGCCUUCGCUAUGCGCCGCUUGGCUGGUCGAAGCGCUACGAGUUUGGUGAGGCAGACUUCAAGACAGCGACAGACACCGUCGACACGUGGAUUGACCUCACCGCACAGGGCAGGUCGCACAUUGAUCCAGCGAAGAUUCCGUGGGAGGCCCUGCAGGAGUUGGUGACGUCGAGCAUUUACGGCGGGCGCAUCGACAACGACACAGACAUGCGCCUCCUCCGUGCUUUUGUCGAACGCUUCUUCACCGCAGAGAGCUUUGAGGAAGGGUUCCCGCUGGUUGACGCGGAUCCCGUGACAAAGACGGCGGUGAUCACGGCGCCAGAGGGCACACGCCGGGACCAGUUCCUGCAGUGGGCUGAUUCCCUGCCCAACAGCCAGUCGCCAGCGUGGCUCGGCCUCCCUGCCAACGCAGAAAACGUCCUCCUCACCAACCGCGCAGAGACCAUGAUCAACAACAUGCACAAGCUGCAGACAACCGACGAGGAAGAUGACUUUGGCGAGGAGAGUACGGAGGUGACCCCGUCGUCUGCAGUGCCCAUGUGGAUGCGGCACCUCAAGACGAGCUGCCAGGAGUGGUUGGCCGUGCUGCCGGAUGACCUUGACACCCUGCAUCGCUCCCCGGAGAAGAUCCGUGACCCCCUCUUCCGCUUCUUCGACCGCGAGAUUGGCAUUGGCUCCAAGCUCCUCAAAACGGUCCGGCGCGACUUGGGCGACGUGGUGCUGGCGUGUGACGGCGAGAUCAAGCAGACCAACUACCUGCGCUCGCUCAUGGUGGACCACCUGACAAAGGGGCAGGUGUUUAAGGAGUGGCUGCGGUACAAGGUGCCCAAGGACAGCAGCGUGUCGACGUGGAUCACCGACUUUUCCGAGCGCGUGCGCCAGCUGCAGGCUGUUGUGCGCCACUGCAACGCGGGCCAGGACCUGCGCGCCCUCAACGUGUGGAUUGGCGGCCUGUUUGUGCCCGAGGCGUUUAUCACGGCGACGCGGCAGGCUGUGGCGCAGGCGCACUCGUGGCCGCUGGAGACGCUCGAGCUUGUGCUGGACAUGCGGCCGGAGCAGGCGGCCGACAGCGUGCCCGGGGUUGUGGACGCGCAGAGCUUCAAGCUGGUCAACAUGCGCAUGGAUGGCGCGACGGGCAAGGGCAGCGCGCUCGCGCUCUCGCAGACAACGUUCACGGUGAUUCCGCUCACCAUCCUCAAGUGGGUGAACACGGUGCAGGAGGCGCUGCCGGCGGAGGAAGGCAGCGGCGGCAUUCGCGUGCCCGUGUACCUCAAUGCCACGCGCGCCGAGCUCAUCUUCACCUGCACGCUGCGGGCAGAGGGCCUGUCGGAGAGCACCGUGUACGGUCGCGGUGUCGCCCUCGCCUGCUCCUCCCUCAGCGGCGUCGUUUGAGUGCAGUGUGUUGUGUUGCUGUGUUGUUGUUGUUGUUGUUGUUGUUGUUGUUGUUGUUGUUGUUGUUGUGUGUGUGUGUGGGUGUGCCUGUGUGGGUGUGCCUGUGUGUGUUUGUGUGUGUGGGUGUGUGUGUGUGUGUUCGUGUGUGUGUGUGUUGAAGUGACAGAUGGCCUUGUACUGAAUCGUUUGUUAGCUGAUCGAGAGUCCCACAAGGUGUGUUUUUUUUUGUUGCACAGUGCUUCUUUCUCUUUCCAUCGUCUGUGUGUUUGCUGGGUGUGUGGUGGCGUUGCAUUAAAAGCGAGCAAACAAG
Molecule: messenger RNA, 14346 nt
Organism: Salpingoeca rosetta
Lineage: Eukaryota; Choanoflagellata; Craspedida; Salpingoecidae
Product: dynein heavy chain
Exons: 20
Coding region: 258-14036 (4592 amino acids)
Biological process (GO): microtubule-based movement
Cellular component (GO): dynein complex
Molecular function (GO): dynein intermediate chain binding; ATP hydrolysis activity; minus-end-directed microtubule motor activity
Source: RefSeq, a predicted model, not a curated record